Tigriopus californicus is the source of this 797-nucleotide messenger RNA. Its product is annotated as histone H2A-like. Gene Ontology annotation, cellular component: nucleosome. Bases 133 to 552 code for a protein of 139 amino acids. The transcript has 2 exons. The record is from RefSeq and is a predicted model, not a curated record. Gene Ontology annotation, molecular function: structural constituent of chromatin; protein heterodimerization activity; DNA binding. Lineage: Eukaryota; Metazoa; Arthropoda; Copepoda; Harpacticoida; Harpacticidae.
CAUUUGAAAACUUGAACUACCUUCAUCCAUCCACUUUCCAAGCUUCUCUGAUCUCGUUCAGUCGACGCUCAAUCUCAUUCCUCAACGCCUUCCUUCCUAUUUUGUAUCGAGCGAACUCGCCGGAGUGUUAUCAUGUCCGGACGCGGCAAAGGCGGGAAAGUCAAGGGCAAGGCCAAGAGCCGUUCCAAUCGUGCGGGUCUGCAGUUCCCCGUGGGCCGCAUCCAUCGCCUUCUCCGGAAGGGCAAUUACGCUGAGCGCGUGGGCGCUGGCGCGCCCGUCUAUUUAGCCGCCGUGAUGGAAUAUUUGGCCGCCGAGGUGUUAGAAUUGGCUGGAAAUGCGGCACGCGACAACAAGAAGACCCGCAUCAUUCCCCGACAUUUGCAAUUGGCCAUCCGCAAUGACGAGGAACUCAACAAGCUCUUGUCGGGCGUGACCAUCGCUCAAGGGGGCGUGCUGCCCAACAUCCAGGCCUCGCUCCUACCCAAGAAAUCGUCCAGUGGCGCCUCAGGAGGCAGCACCAAGAGCUCCACCAAAAAUAGUCAAGAGUUUUAGAACUCUCGCUGGAUGGAUGGCGCUGACGGCUACUUUGAAUGUGUCAUUUCUUUCAUUUCAAGGGCUCAAGCUCGAGCUUGAGCCUAAUUCCACCCACAAUAGUAUUAAACUCGAAACCAUACAUAAACAUGUGUUGAGUGGUGUUUUCACAUGGGGAUGAAAAUGGUUCGUGGGGAUUCUGUUCUUGUAUUUUUUGUGGGGAUUCUUGAAUCCCAACAUAUGGGAAUUAAAAUGAUCAAUUAUUU